This is a messenger RNA of Scheffersomyces amazonensis, 939 nucleotides long. It is a transcript of the gene IME2, whose product is annotated as protein kinase. The annotation marks the transcript as partial. Gene Ontology annotation, biological process: protein phosphorylation; intracellular signal transduction. The transcript has a single exon. Gene Ontology annotation, molecular function: protein serine/threonine kinase activity; ATP binding. Gene Ontology annotation, cellular component: cytoplasm; nucleus. Lineage: Eukaryota; Fungi; Ascomycota; Pichiomycetes; Serinales; Debaryomycetaceae. The record is from RefSeq and is a predicted model, not a curated record.
AUGAGGAGAAGUAUUGAUAAAGUUGGUACACUUUUAGAUCCCCUAGAUGACGCUCAGUUUAAUAAUACUGGUCUUGUUGCCAUUAAAACUUUCAGAUAUAGAAUGAAGAAGUUAAAGUAUUUUAAAAACAUUAAAGAAGUGGAUUUCAUUCUUAACAUGCCUUCACAUCCUUGUCUUCUUCAAAUUUAUGAAAUGAUAAUUGAUGACUAUAAUUUUGAAUUGCAUGUUUGUAUGGAAAGUAUGACCCAAAAUUUAAACAUAUUGAUGAGAAAUAGAAAUUAUAAAUUCACAAGAAGCACGGUUAAGUGUAUAUUAUCACAAUUAUUGAGUGCUAUUAAUCAUAUACAUAUUCAUGGAUAUUAUCAUAGAGAUAUUAAACCAGAUAAUAUUCUCAUUAUCCCAACUUGUUAUUAUUAUGGCUCAAAUGAAGGUAUUCCUCCACAUAGACAAAAUGAUGUAUUAGUUGUUAAACUUGGAGAUUAUGGAUUAGCUAGAAGCAUAUACGAUACCAAAAUAUCUACUGGAUAUGUUUCUACAAGAUGGUAUAGAGCUCCAGAGAUUUUAUUGUAUCAGGGUUUUUAUUCGCAACCAGUUGAUAUUUGGGCUUUCGGAGUAAUUGCAUUAGAAUUAGUGAAUCAUGCACCUUUAAUUGCUGGUGGUUCACAUUAUGAUCAAGUUCUCAAGACUAUUCAAAUCCUUGGAUCUCCAUUGCCAGAAUAUUUUCAUCCACAUUUUCAUCGGCCAUUAGGAGGAUUUUGGAGAGAGGCUGCAAAUCUUGCCGAAAAAUGCCAAUUCCAAUUUCCUUUAUGUUAUGGAUCAACGUAUACUGAAAUAAUUAAAGAAAGAUACUACGAUGAAAUAAUUCCUGUUGCAAGUGUAUGUUUGUUAUGGGAUCCCUAUGCAAGAGCUUCUUCAGAGGCUCUCUGUGGAAUGACCUAC